Messenger RNA from Triplophysa rosa, 419 nucleotides. RefSeq names its product neuromedin S (gene nms). Lineage: Eukaryota; Metazoa; Chordata; Actinopteri; Cypriniformes; Nemacheilidae. The record is from RefSeq and is a predicted model, not a curated record. The transcript is spliced from 8 exons. Bases 18 to 356 code for a protein of 112 amino acids.
GUGAGCAGACGGACACGAUGCGCGCGUGUUAUCGACACUUUUAUGUGAUUUGUGGUUUAGUUUGGUCUGUCAGCAGCUUUUAUUCAGCUGUUGAAAGUUUUCCAGCUCCUCUGAAAGACUGUGGGGAUUAUGGAGAUUAUAUUCGGGGACCUGCUCUAUUGAGUUUAUUGUGUGAUCUGGAGUGGAGGGAUCAGAAGCAGGAGCAGAUUCAGAAUGUUUUCAAGAGGUUUCUCUUUCAUUAUUCUAAAGCACAGAAUUCAGUUGGAUCAGUAGACAGAGAGUCUCAUUCAGUUCACCCGCUGAUGCGUCUCUCCCCGAAACUGUCUCUGCGCAGAAAGAAACAACAGAGAAGCUGAAGGAUGUCUGCGGAGCAUCCGGAAGAUUCACUUAAGUUCUGCGCUGAUCUGGGAUGUUCUGGC